UAGAUUGCUUGCAGAAAUGGAUUAUGCCAUGAAAUCUCUGGGCUUUCUCUCCCCACGAUCUCUUUCCAGGUGUGUGUCUGCUGGUUCCACCUCCAUGACACCAAAGCAGUGGACCAUGCCAGCUUCUCAAGCCCGGCCUUAUCGUGUAAACAACUGGGACCGCACCGUACGCAAGGGAAUCAUGGCAGAGAGCUUGAAGGACCUGCUUGAGAAGGUGCAUCUUGCGUUGUCAGUGGUGGGAACCAUCACCCUGGUCCUAGAUGAAGAUGGUACCAUUGUUGAAACCGAGGAGUUCUUCCAAACGCUGCAGGAAGGCACGGUGUUCCUGGUGCUGACCAAAGGACAAUUGUGGCACCCAGUGAAGGCUGCAGGCUACCAGCUUGGCCUGUCUCGCAAACCUUGCCACAGGCAUGAUGUGGCUCGUGUGACCAUUGACCUCUACAAGACCAAUCCAGAGGACUUCAUUGGCUGCCUGAACUUCAAAGCCACCCUGUACGGUGCAUAUACCAUCUCCUAUGACAUGCGCUGCUAUGGUGCCAAGAGGCUCAUAAAGGAAGCCCUACGGUGGACGCUCGUCACCAUGCAAGCCACGGGCCACGUCCUCAUUGGCAGUUCCUGCUACGUGCUGCAGCUGCUGGAUGCCACCGAGGAAGAAAAGAGAGGCAGUGAAGAUCUCCCCUUGGUUCUGCGCAAGUUCUGCCAACUUCCUGCCCAGAAGAUGUUGCAGUGAGGGCACUGCUGUCUGGACCCUUAUACAGAUCACAGGCUGGCUUUUUCCUGUUUCCUCCUCCCAAGAGCUCUAUGGCUUGGCACUAUCACGUGUGCGGUCCCAAAGCCAGCUGGGGGAACUCAAGCCCUUGCACAUUUCGUCCCUCACUUGUUCAAAACUUUCCCUGUCUUACCCUUUAUUCUGGUCAUCCUGCAUAUGUGACACAGCACGUCUUUUGUUGGUGUGUAAUGGUGCUCAAGAUUGCAAGAGGAGUUGAUCUGCACUUUCUGGCAGAGGCUGAAGUUAAAAUUCUGGGCUUCAGCACCUUCACUUGCCCAGCUACACAGGGAGGGACCCUUCAGCCUGGUUCAUGGAACUACACAUCUUGCAAGAAGCCAAUGCUGCGGGUUGGCCCAGGUCACUUAGCUGUAUUACAGUCCUAGCUUGGUUUGUUUUAGCGUUGCCUGCUGACCGUUUCUCCUAUUUGUUUACAGACAAUAACGCC
Messenger RNA from Sphaerodactylus townsendi, 1214 nucleotides. RefSeq names its product cell death activator CIDE-3-like. The transcript has 5 exons. NCBI's taxonomy places the organism in Eukaryota, Metazoa, Chordata, Lepidosauria, Squamata, Sphaerodactylidae. Gene Ontology annotation, biological process: apoptotic process; regulation of apoptotic process. The record is from RefSeq and is a predicted model, not a curated record. The coding region runs from base 17 to 730 and encodes 237 amino acids.